GUUUCUCACUCUAUGGAUGUCUUGUACGAAAUUGUGAAGACACUUGCCAGCGCACUUGGCGAACAUGUCAUUGAUCCCCUUUGUCAACAUAUUUCUUUCUUAGUCAAUCACAAGGAGAACGUUGAGCAAAUGGAAAGCACAACAACAAAAUUGACAAAGCAGAAGAAUGACAUUAAGGAUGAUAUAGAUGCAGCCAAACGAGUUGGAAGAAUCCCUAGAGAACAAGUAAGCCACUGGUUAAAGUGUGUUGAUGAAAUUGAAACAAGAGCCCACGAAAUACAAUCAAAGUAUGAAAAAGGUAAAACAUGCUUAGGAGGGUGGUGCACAAAUUGUUGGCCAGCCUACAAAUUCAGCAAGAGAGCGGCCGAGCUCAAGUUAGAGAUCGAAAAGAUGCACAAAGAAACCUUUGAUGAAUUAGUCAUAAUCCCACCUCCACAGCCUGUGAUAGAGAUAGAAACCCAGCCAAUCAUGGGCCAAACAGCUCAGCGUACAAUGCAGGAGGUUGUGAACAACAUAAAUGCGAAGGAAAACGUGAUUGGUGUGUGGGGCAUGGGAGGGGUGGGGAAGACCACUAUUGUCCAAAAUGUCAACAAUCAGCUGUAACAGUCGAGUUCUGGGUUUGAAAUCGUGAUAUGGAUCAGAGUUUCCAUGAAUCCAAUUUUAUCAAAUAUAAGCGAGAAGAUUGCAGAACGCUUGAUGCUAGAUCUGUCAAUGUACAGUGCUGAGGUGGGGACACAAAAGAUAUUGAAUCUUAUGAGGACAACGAGAUAUCUCCUAAUCCUAGAUGACAUGUGGAACCGGAUGGAACUCAAAGAAGUUGGAAUUCCUAGACCAAACAACAAGAAUGGGAGUAAGAUUAUUGUGGUGAGUCGAUUAUGGGAUGUGUGUACCGACAUGGAGGCUGACCACAUAAUUGAAUUAAAAAAAUUGCCAGAAGAGGAAGCCUGGAGUCUAUUUCUUAAGAAAACUGGCAUGCAGAUUGAUAAUCCAUCAAUAAAACAACAUGCCGAGGCUGUUCUUAAAAAUUGUGAGGGUCUACCCCUGGCGAUCAUCACCGUGGGACGGGCCAUGGCAAACCGACAUACAACAAGAGAAUGGGAUGAUGCCAAAAGAGAAUUGGAGCAGUUAGCUUCCAAUCUUCGAGGUAUGAUUCAAGAUGUAUUUAUCCCUCUAAAAUUUAGUUAUGAUAGAUUAGAUUAUGAUGCAUAUAGGUCUUUCUUUCUGUAUUGUGCUUUGUUCCCCCAAGAUUACUUGAUAGGGGAACUUGAAAUAAGUGAUUAUUGUAUAGCGGAGGGAUUAGUAGAUGAUAGACGAGGUGAUCUUAAAGAUGUUCGUGACAAGGGGAAAACUUUAGUAGGAAGCCUCAAAAACUCAUGCAUGCUUGAAGGUGAUAAUCAUGAAAACACAGUGAAAAUGCAUGAUGUAAUGCGAGAUUUGGCACUAUGGAUCACUUCUAGUGAGUCAGGGGAGCAUGAUCCCAAGUUCAUUGUUUGGGCUCAUACUAGAACACGGAAGGGACCAAGGGCCAAUGAAUGGCAAGAAGCUGACAGAAUUUCAUUGGUGGAAAAUGACCUACAGGAUCUCCCUCAAUUGCCACAAUGCCCAAAACUUGUCACAUUGAUGCUUCAAAACAAUCAUUCUCUAAAUGUCAUCCCACAAGAGAAUUUCUUUCAGUGCAUGUGUUUCCUUCGCAUGCUCAAUUUGAGUCUCACAGGAAUUACAUCUCUCCCAAGUUCCUAAUCCCAAUUGGUGAACCUUCGUGUUCUUCGUCUGAGUGGUUGCAAGAAACUGGGAGAGUUACCAAUAACAAUGGGAGAGCUCCAAGAACUCCGACUCCUGGACUUAUCAACUUGUUAUGGGAUCAAAGAGUUACCUGCAAGUUGUAGGAAGUUAAAAAAUCUAAGGCACUUAGAUCUAUCCCACACACCAGACCUUGUACAAGUUCAACCUAAUUUAUUCUCUAAUUUGCAUAAUUUAGAGGAGUUACUCAUUUUGCCCAGUGGUUUGAAAUGGAAAAUGGACAAGAGAAGCAGUGCGAAAAGAGCAGUGAGCAUAUAUGAGCUGAAACACUUAUCUUGCUUAACAUGGGUGGGGAUUUCUAUAGAAGGUGUUGCCUCUUGGGAUUGGCUCCAGUUGCAUGUUAAGAGUAUACAGCAAUUGGAGCUACGCCACUGCACUAUUACUGAUGACACCUUGUUCACCCUUGACAAUGCUCAAAGCAUGAAACGGCUAAUUUUCUAUCGUUGCCAUGGUUUGGUUCGAGUUCCCACUCGUUUCUUGAUAUAUCUCCGAAUAGAACAUUGUGAUGAAUUGGGGAAUGUGGUGGUUGGAGAUGAAGCCAAAGAGGAUUCCUUUCAAAGCUUAAAGCAAUUGGUCCUUGACUCAUUGCCUCAUUUGAGUAUACUCUGUGUGGGGGUGUUGCCAAACCAAUGCUUUGGUAACCUUAAGAGAAUAUCCAUAUGGAGGUGCCCAAGUUUACAAGUUCUCUUCACAAAUGGCAUGGCCCAAGUGCUCCAAAGUUUGGAAAUUUUAAGUGUGUGGGAUUGUAAAGGAAUGGAGACGGUGACAGAAGAUGAGGAGCUACAAGGUGAUAUAUUCCCAAAGUUGAUAAAAUUAGAACUAUGCUAUCUACCCAAACUAGAUGUUAUUUGUCAUCAUGCCUUGCAGUGGCCAUCACUAGAGUUGGUGGUCAUACUUGAAUGUCCAAGGUUAAAGAGGGUCCCUUUUGGUGUGGGAAGUGCAAAAAGGCUACGAGACAUUGGAGUAGACAGAAAAUGGUGGGAAAGUUUGGAGUGGGAAGACCAAAUAUCAUCAACUCCCUUCGACAACCCCAAUUCUAUAAUGAGGGUGAAGGGGCAGACAUAGAUAUGACUUCAUUGAGGAACCCCAAGUUC
This is a messenger RNA of Amborella trichopoda, 2894 nucleotides long. Its product is annotated as disease resistance protein RPS2. The record is from RefSeq and is a predicted model, not a curated record. NCBI's taxonomy places the organism in Eukaryota, Viridiplantae, Streptophyta, Magnoliopsida, Amborellales, Amborellaceae. Gene Ontology annotation, molecular function: ADP binding.